Molecule: messenger RNA, 384 nt
Organism: Onychomys torridus (southern grasshopper mouse)
Lineage: Eukaryota; Metazoa; Chordata; Mammalia; Rodentia; Cricetidae
Product: 60S acidic ribosomal protein P1-like
Exons: 1
Coding region: 1-345 (114 amino acids)
Biological process (GO): cytoplasmic translation; translational elongation
Cellular component (GO): cytosolic large ribosomal subunit; ribosome
Molecular function (GO): protein kinase activator activity; structural constituent of ribosome; ribonucleoprotein complex binding
Source: RefSeq, a predicted model, not a curated record
AUGGCCUCCAUCUCCAAUCUCGCCUGCAUCUACUCCACCCUCAUCCUGCAGGAGGACGAGGUGAUAGUCACGGAGGACAAGAUCAAUGCCCUCAUUAAUGCAGUUGGUGUCAAUGUUGAACCUUUCUGGUCUGGCUUGUUUGCAAAGGCCCUGGCCAAUGUCAACAUUGGGAGCUUCGUCUGUACUGUGGGGGCUGGUGGGCCUGUUCCAGGAGCUGGAGUGGUGCCAGCAGGCGGUCCUGCCCACUUUACUGCUGCUGUCCCAGCUGAGGAGAAGGAAGUGGAAGCAAAGAAGGAAGAAUCUGAGGAGUCUGAUGACAACAUGGGCUUUGGUCUUUUUGACUAAACCUCUUUUGUUAACAUGUCCAAUAAAAAGAUGAACCUG